AUGAUUCGUUCAGUUGCCAAAUAUGCAAGAGCAGCAGCAGCAGCCGCAACGAUUCGUGGCCGCGCGAUACCAGUUAGAAGCAGCUCUGUUCGAUACUCGAUUCCGUUGAGGUGGAUUCACGGUGAAAUCAGCGUUCCAGACGCGAAUCAUGUUGCAAUUCAGAUGGUCAACUACGCUCUUUCCCACGCUCGGUCUCAAAAAUCAGGUGUUUUUCCAAUCUAUCUAUCUAUGAUCAUCGCAGUAUUUCAGGUGCUUGCCUUAAACCUUAGUUUCUAA
Molecule: messenger RNA, 276 nt
Organism: Eruca vesicaria subsp. sativa (arugula)
Lineage: Eukaryota; Viridiplantae; Streptophyta; Magnoliopsida; Brassicales; Brassicaceae
Source: the annotation of a GenBank genome assembly